Molecule: messenger RNA, 733 nt
Organism: Telopea speciosissima
Lineage: Eukaryota; Viridiplantae; Streptophyta; Magnoliopsida; Proteales; Proteaceae
Product: DNA replication complex GINS protein PSF3-like
Exons: 6
Coding region: 81-641 (186 amino acids)
Biological process (GO): mitotic DNA replication initiation
Cellular component (GO): GINS complex
Source: RefSeq, a predicted model, not a curated record
AAGUUGGAGUUAUGCUUUGAUGGGCUUACUUAGCAAAACAAAAGGAGCAAGCAAGAGUAAUUGUCUGAUUUUGUAUAAUAAUGGCUCAUUAUUACAACAUUGAAAACAUUAUCAUGGAGGAGGAGAUCAUCUCAAUUGUUUUCCAAGUGGCUGCUAAUGGAGUUGGACUUCUUGAUCCCAGUGCAGAAACAAACAGUGUUGAACAAGGUUCAAAGGUAGAGCUACCGUUCUGGCUAGCCCAUGAGUUGCACCUUAGACAGGCAGUUGCUAUGAAUGUGCUUGCUUGCUUCAAUCAAAAAACAAGGAAGGAAGUCCAGGCUGAUGCUGCAUGUGUUGAUCUCAGGAAUAGGUGCCCCUACUUCUAUGAACUUGGGUGCAAGAUUGCACCCCUGGUUGGUGACACAACCAUUGGGUCCUUCCUCUUGUAUACAUUUUCUAGUAGGUAUAAGGAAGUUUUGAGCAAGGCCCACAGUGCAGCAUUUGCGGUGGCUCCCAAGUUUUCGGCUCUUCUUACAAAAGAAGAAACUCAUUUGUAUGAAGCAGCCCGAUCUUCAAUGGCAGCGUUCAAGAAAUGGCGGAUAGGUGGGCCCAGAUUUGAAAGUGCAUCCAUUCUUGGAAUAAAGAGAAAACCUGCUAAUUAGAUGCUACCUCUGGCUGCCAUUCUAUAUCUCAAUCCCUUUGCCAACAAGUUGUGGUGAAACAGGAAUCCUAAUAUUUGUUGUGGCAUUAAUUA